This is a messenger RNA of Orcinus orca (killer whale), 2188 nucleotides long. It is a transcript of the gene CHST8, whose product is annotated as carbohydrate sulfotransferase 8. Gene Ontology annotation, biological process: proteoglycan biosynthetic process; carbohydrate biosynthetic process. The coding region runs from base 446 to 1720 and encodes 424 amino acids. Gene Ontology annotation, molecular function: sulfotransferase activity. NCBI's taxonomy places the organism in Eukaryota, Metazoa, Chordata, Mammalia, Artiodactyla, Delphinidae. The transcript has 4 exons. The record is from RefSeq and is a predicted model, not a curated record. Gene Ontology annotation, cellular component: membrane.
CUCCGCUCACACUUCGCUGGGAGCCUUCCCAGCGCGAGAGUAGGAUCCGGCGGUGCAGUGAGAAGAGGAGACGAAGACGACAACGACGACGGCGGCGGGAGGGGGACGGACCGGAGCCGGGGACCGAGGAGGAACACGCCGCCGCGCCCUCUCCCUCUGCUGCGCGCUCCGGUGGCCGGCCCCACGCCUCUCGCCUCACCCACCGCACGGGGCUCCGCUCCGAGCAGGAGGAGGCACCAGGCCCGAGCUGGGGCGGGGGUCCUCCCUGCAGCCCGGGCACGCCGGAACAGAGGAUUCGCCGUGGAGGACCGUGCCCGGGCUGGUGGCACCCGAGGCCCCGCCAGCGCCGGCUGCGCCAGACUGUGGCCUGAUGGACACCUGGUGUGGACGAUGAGGGAAGAACGCGCCUCCCACACCCGAGAGGUGACCCCAGAGCGAGCCCCGGAUGGCCCCGCGAGCAGGAACGAUGCGGCUGACCUGCAUGUUCUCGUCCAUCCUGCUGUUUGGAGCCGCGGGCCUCCUCCUCUUCAUCAGCCUGCAGGACCCCACAGAGCUCGCCCUCCAGCAGGUGCCAGGAAUAAAGUUCAACAUCAAGCCACAGGAGCCCCACAGCGACCUCCCAUCAGGCAGUUCCCAGGAUGGUGACUUUAAGGCACCCACAGAGAGUGUCACCCGAGACUUGUCCAGCCGGGCCCCGAGGGGCCUGAACCUACAGGUGUCCCAGCAGCCUCAAGCCCACCUAAACGUGGGGGCCCGUCUGCGACCCCGGCAGCGCCGCCGGCGACUGCUUAUCAAGAAAAUGCCAGCGGCGGCGGCCAUCCCGGCCAACAGCUCUGCUGGUACGUUCGUCCGGCCAGCACCCCGGGCCCUGGACGGCCGUUGGGUCAGCCUGCACCAGAGCCAGCAGGAGCGCAAGCGGGUGAUGCGGGAGGCGUGCGCCAAGUACAGGGCGAGCAGCAGCCGCAGGGCGGUCACGCCCCGCCACGUGUCCCGCAUCUUCGUGGAGGACCGCCACCGCGUGCUGUACUGCGAGGUGCCCAAGGCGGGCUGCUCCAACUGGAAGCGGGUACUCAUGGUGCUGGCCGGGCUGGCCUCGUCCACCACCGACAUCCAGCACAACACCGUCCACUACGGCAGCGCCCUCAAGCGGCUGGACACCUUCGACCGCCAGGGCAUCCUUCACCGCCUCAGCACCUACACCAAGAUGCUCUUCGUCCGCGAGCCCUUCGAGAGGCUGGUCUCUGCCUUCCGCGACAAGUUCGAGCACCCCAAUAGCUACUACCACCCCGUAUUCGGCAAGGCCAUCCUGGCCCGAUACCGGGCCAACGCCUCUCGGGAGGCCCUGCGGACGGGCUCCGGCGUGCGGUUCCCCGAGUUCAUCCAGUACCUACUGGACGUGCACCGGCCCGUGGGGAUGGACAUCCACUGGGACCACGUCAGCCGGCUGUGCAGCCCCUGCCUCAUCGACUAUGACUUUGUGGGCAAGUUUGAGAGCAUGGAGGACGACGCCGACUUCUUCCUGAGCCUCGUCCGCGCGCCGCGGAACCUGACCUUCCCGCGGUUCAAGGACCGGCACUCGCAGGAGGCGCGGACCACCGCACAGAUCGCCCACCAGUACUUCGCCCAGCUCUCGACCCCGCAGCGGCAGCGCACCUACGACUUCUACUACAUGGACUACCUGAUGUUCAACUACUCCAAGCCCUUCGCGGACCUGUACUGAGGGGCGGGGCCAACCGGCCGUGGGCGGCCCGGCGCCACCCACUCACCUGUCCGCAGGGGCAUCCCACGCUCCGUGGGUUCUCACCUGGGAGCUGAGAUGUACCCAGAGCAACAGGGCUCUGAGGAGCCGUGCCUGCUGGGUGGUGCGGGCCCUUCAGGGGGCCACAGAGGCCCAGGCCUUGGAUGGGGACCCUGGCCUCUGUCCCAUACCCACUUCCAUACUCCUCAAAUAAGGAAGGUGCUGGGGGGUGAGCUGGACACCCCAAGAGUCCCAGCUGCCCAUACCCAGCUCUACCGUCAGGAUGACCAGGGAAGUCUGAGGCCCAGAGGAUGAAGGCCCCGGCUGUAAGGGAUUUCCCGCAUCCCUUAGCCAUUGCCUUGUACCAAACCACAGGGUUUGCAGCUUUUCUAAGACCCGGGGGGAGGUUCCCUUGGAAUGAGGUUCCAAAUAAAGCACAUGGUUUCCAGA